AUGGCAUUCAUAGUUUUACCUGGUAUACUUAUAGCUGAAAAAGUGGCAGAAAAGGUUGUUAUUGCAACUACAGUAGCUGCAGUAGCUGUCGUUACUAAGGUAGCGGUUGAAGUGGUUGGUGCUAUAGCCGUUAAUAUCUAUAAUGCCUCUAACUCCUCUGGCGACUCUAACUCCUCUGACGACUCCAACAAAAGAAAUGAAGAAUCAAUAGGAGAUGGAAAACCAACGGAAGAAGAUGGAUUUGUACCGAAAAGGAAUUGGGAUGGCACAAAAACAGUUGCUAAGAAUGGUAAACGUGGAUAUGAAGAUAAGAAAGGAGAUAUUUGGGUCCCUGUGAAGAAAAGUAAUCAUGAGGGAGCCCAUCGCGGAGAACAUUGGGACGUACAACAUAGGGAUGGUACAUAUCAUAAUACCCUCAAAGGUCAAAUAUCACCAGGUAAUCGAAGUAGCCGAAGAACUUCUGUUGAUAGUCGAAGAAGUCAUAGACGGUCAGCAUCUCCAUUGUUACCCCGUGAUGCAAUAAACACUAAUACAAACAAUCCUGGUAUAGAAAAUCCUGAGCAGAAUACUGAUCAUGCUGGCUUUGUUGAAACAUCAUCUCUUCAACCGCCACCACCUUACUCACAGAGUGAGGAUGUUGUCACAUCUGGGGUCACAGAUGAAGCACAAAAUAAUAAUAUUUAUUCAAAAGUAAAUCAGGGUAAUGUUGUUUCUAACCAUGAAGAUGUCUCUGGUAAUAUGCCCUUAUCUCAAAACAACAGUGAUGUUAGUAUGUACGAUGUAGAUAGUCAAUCACUGGAAUAA
Acaulospora morrowiae is the source of this 804-nucleotide messenger RNA. The record is from the annotation of a GenBank genome assembly. Lineage: Eukaryota; Fungi; Glomeromycota; Glomeromycetes; Diversisporales; Acaulosporaceae.